CAACAGGGGCCAUCUUCACAGGUUCAACACAGGCUCAUUCUGGUGUUUGUGCUGGAUUCUACUUUCUCUUGCAACUGCCAGCCUCAGGUAUGAGGGCCUGCUUGCUUUUCGUUUGUUUUCUGGCAGCCACACUUGCCCUGACUGUUAAAAGUAAACAUCAUGGAAAGCAUCGUGGAUUGCACAAGAUGUCACACACAGCCAAAGAAAAGGAGGCUAUCACAGAGGAGGCCAACCAGCCACAGGUCUUACCCACUUUAGUGACAUUGGAGGCCAAGAGCCAGGAUCGGGAGGAUGAGGAGUUGAGCUCCGAGGGCAACGCUAACGCUAACCAGGAAGAUGGAGAGAUUGAGGCGACUGAGAGGAGAGAUAAAAGCACUGCUGUCCUGUUGAGUGAGGCGGAGCUGGUGGACAUCCUGAAGAAAGAAGCCGUGGAGGAAGAAGUGGAGGAAAGAGAGCUGAAGGAAGAGGAAGUGGAGUCGGACAAAGGCAAGGUGGAGUCUGGUGAGGCUGUGGAGGCCAGUGAGGAGAAGGAAGAGGAGAAGUUGGAAGACAACUUGGAGGUAGGGGAAGAUGAAGGGACGGUGAAGGAAGAGAAGGGUGAAGAAGAAGUGGUGGAGGAGGCGAUGACGAUGCCUCACAAGGGCGAGCAGGAAGCGUCUGCAGACAAAAUGGCCGACAGAGUAGAGCCGUUGUUGGAGGAAGCAGACGGCAGCACGGAGCUAGACAUCCCAGUCGAUCUCGACUACGCUGCCGAUAGCGGCGUCUUACAACCUCUGCAGAUGAUAACAGCUAAGAUGGAACCCCACACUAAUAACACCAAGCCUCCAUCAAAAAAAGAUGUUCCAGAUGUCACUCAGAAAGACGUCAGUGAGAAAGAGCUGCCCACCAUUGACGGGGAUUUUGACCAAGAUGUACAAAACACUGAGGCAGCGCACAGCGAGGAGGCGUCCGACGUGGACAAGCCGCGAGACGACAAAGAAGCUACAUCUAAAGAAAUGGAUCAAGACGUGAAGCCGCAAGAGGCGAAGAGCAGCAGGGAGCUCGAGUCAGGGUCGAGUCGAGCAGCCGGAAAGGAGGAAGAGAGGAUCAAGAAUGACAGUACGAGUCACGGCAAGGGAAAGACGAGGAAGCAGAAGAAGAACCAGAGGAUGAGGAAACACUCUCCUCAACGAGAGGAAACACAGGCGGGACAAGAACUGAGCCAACAACAACCUCAGGAGUCUGGGAGCAGCAGCCCUGACAACACAGUGCACAAGGCGAAGAGGAGGAGGGCGGGGAAAUGGGGUCCGUUGGUAGGAAUGAAUCCAGUGCAGAUAAGAGCCACGGAGGAUCUCUACCCCAGCUCCAGGCCCUCUCUCACUGGAGGAGCACAUCACCCAGAAGCCCCUGCAGAUCCAUGUGGCAAUUUCCGCUGCAAGCGAGGGAAGAUGUGUAAACUCGAUGCCGACAAUAAACCAGGCUGCGUGUGUCAGGAGGCGUCACAGUGUCCUCCCAGUGUGAAUGAGUUCGAUCAUGUUUGUGGGACAGACAACCAAACAUACGUCACGUCAUGUGAGCUCUUUGCUUCUAAAUGUAACCUGGAGGGCACCAAGAGAGGGCACAAGCUGCACCUGGACUACACCGGACCAUGCAAAUUGAUUCCUCAAUGUGUGGACAGUGAGCUGGUGCAGUUUCCUCUACGGAUGAGAGACUGGCUGAAGAAUGUGCUGCUGCAGCUCUAUGACCACGACUCCGUGUCCCCUGGCUUCCUCACGCCAAAACAGCGUUUCAGAGUGAAGAAAAUCUUUGAGAGCGAGAGGCGUCUUCAGGCUGGCGAUCACUCUGUGGAGCUCCUCGCUCAGGACUUUGAGAAGAACUACAACAUGUACAUUUACCCAGUGCACUGGCAGUUUGCUCAACUGGACCAGCACCCGUCUGACAGAGUGUUGUCCCACUCGGAGCUGGCCCCACUCAGGGUCCCUCUGGUGCCCAUGGAGCACUGCACCUCCCGCUUCUUCCAGGAGUGUGACGCUGACAAGGACAAGCAGGUCUCCAUCAAGGAGUGGACCUCCUGCUUCGGCAUCAGGAGCGAGGACAUGGAUGCCAACCUGCUUUUCUGAGCUUCGUCUUGAACAUCACCUGCUGCACGAGCGUGAGGAGGCUCCACUGAUGGAGCAGCCUGAGAGAGAGAGAGAGAGAGAGAGAGAGAGAGAGAGAGAGAGAGAGAGAGAGAGAGAGAGAGAGAGAGAAAGAGAGAGUUAGAGAGAGUUAGAGAGAGAGAGAGACCCCUCCGUGAACCACUCGGCUCCUUUUUUUCAUCAACUCAUUUGACCCCCUGCUAUAUAGAGGAUAAUGUUGGUGUGCGUUCAGCUCAGUAUAAUUUUGUGUCAGGCUAAGGUUGUGUAGUUGUUUUGGGGUUUGGACUCAGCAGCCUUUUAGAGUAUAAGAUUCCUGUUUAACCUUUUUUUUUUUUUUAUCCAGAAACUGUUUUCUUGUACACUCCGAACAUGGGGAGAAGUUUACAACAGCUGACUGGUAGAAAAGGUCUCGUACAGUUUAAAGUACAAAAGAACUUUGGUUUGAACGUUCAAAUGAUUAAAUGCAGAAUUACUCUUUAAUUCAAAGUUAAGUAGAAUCCCUUACCUUGGCGUUGUGCUAGUGAAUGUAAAUUAAUAACUCUGUUGCAUAAUUUAGUAGCAAAAUCUGUAAGUGUUUGUCUUUUUCACUGUAUCUCUGAUUAAAGCUUUCUGGACAGCAGAGGUCUUCACUUUAUUCCCCUGAUGUUUUUGUUCACGAUUCUUUACAGUCCUGAAAUAAAGUUAUU
This is a messenger RNA of Platichthys flesus (European flounder), 2803 nucleotides long. RefSeq names its product SPARC-like 1 (gene sparcl1). Bases 90 to 2099 code for a protein of 669 amino acids. Gene Ontology annotation, biological process: anatomical structure development. The record is from RefSeq and is a predicted model, not a curated record. Gene Ontology annotation, molecular function: protein binding; extracellular matrix binding; collagen binding. The transcript is spliced from 11 exons. NCBI's taxonomy places the organism in Eukaryota, Metazoa, Chordata, Actinopteri, Pleuronectiformes, Pleuronectidae.